AUGGAAGAACCGGUUGAAUUAGAAAUUAACAAGAUAAAGAUAGAUUUUAUCUGUUUAUACAAUUAUAUAAAAAUACUAUUUAUUGGCGUAUGCCCGAAGAACCAGAAUGCAUCACUCGCAACUGAUAAAGACAAUGUUCAUAAUUGCAUAGGGACUUUUGUUAUUAAUGUUAAUGAUAGCCUUGAAGAAAUUGAAAAAAAAUGGUUAGCUUUGCCUCCUAUUAAGUAUUAUAAUGCAUAUAAUUCAAUUUAUGCUGAUAAUAUAAUAGUAGUUGCAUUAUACUUAAUAUUACUUAAGGCAUUCCAUGUAAUUGAAGAAAAAUCAGCCCAUGCAUUAAGUAAUUUAAUACCUACAAAUAUACACCCAUUCCUUCAUGAAUAUGUAUUAAGUGGCAAUUUCCUUUAUACGCUACUCCAGAUUGUUUCUGGUAGUUAUAUUAUUAUGGGAUUAAUAGAGCCAGUAUAUUGGAUACUUAGAAAAUCUAAAAAUAUUACCAAAAAGAUAUUAAACCCUAUAUUAUUCGGGUUAUUCGCUGUGGCAUUUGCAUACACUGUUUAUUUAAUUGCUAUGUGGAUGAUUUUUUUAAUCUUAAGAUUAGUUGAAGAUUAUACUAUUAUAUCAAAUAUAAUAGUAUACGGAUAUUUAUUUCUCAAAUCACUUAUAUUAUACGAUCAUAUAUAUAGUGUUUAUAAAAAAAGGCAUUCAAAUAGAUACAUUGGCGAAUACAUUGCUUCUAUAUUAUAUACUAUUUUAUUAAUAAUGAGUAUUGGUGCUGUUAUAUAUACAUAUAGUGAUAAUAUUCUUAAAAUAAUUAAAUAUGUUGUAUACUGA
This is a messenger RNA of Nematocida parisii ERTm1, 831 nucleotides long. RefSeq lists its product as uncharacterized. The transcript has a single exon. The record is from RefSeq and is a predicted model, not a curated record. Bases 1 to 831 code for a protein of 276 amino acids. Lineage: Eukaryota; Fungi; Microsporidia.